Molecule: messenger RNA, 601 nt
Organism: Miniopterus natalensis
Lineage: Eukaryota; Metazoa; Chordata; Mammalia; Chiroptera; Miniopteridae
Gene: COXFA4L2
Product: cytochrome c oxidase hypoxia associated subunit FA4L2
Cellular component (GO): respiratory chain complex IV
Source: RefSeq, a predicted model, not a curated record
AUGGCAGGAACCAGUCUUGGGGCGCGCUUAUACCGCCAGAUCAAGAGACAUCCCGCGCUCAUCCCGAUGAUCGGCUUCAUUGGCCUGGGCAUGGGCAGCGCGGCGCUCUACUUGCUGCGGCUCGCCCUGCGCAGCCCCGAUGUCUGCUGGGACCGAAAGAACAACCCAGAGCCCUGGAACCGCCUGAGCCCCAAUGACCAAUACAAGUUCCUUGCAGUUUCCACGGACUACAAGAAGCUGAAGAAGGACCGGCCAGACUUCUGAGCCUGGCUGGGGCACAUCAGCCAGCCUCCUCCUUUCCUCUACUCUCUGCCCCCAGCCUCCAGGGCGCCACUUCGUCACCCAGUCCAGCUCCUGCGUACACAGGCCUGGUUCCCACGCCAAGGGGAGGCAGCUCCACCCCCACCCUCUUCCCUUACUCCCAGCAGCGGAAGCGCCUCUGACCCUCAGCUUUAGUCUCACGCAGGGGAUUGGGGGUGGGAGAGUUAGGAGGUGGGGAAGCAGUGGGUUGACCCAAAAGACCCAAGGCAGCUGCCCCUCUGCUAAGCUACCAGGGGCCCUGUAGGGUGUGGCACAGGCUACGUGCUGAGCGUGGCCAACG